AUGUAUAUGAAAUCAAAAUUCCCUUUUAGACACAUCAUUGAAUUUAAACAGGAUGUUGGAAAUGAUUUAAUUACAAGGGAAUUAUGGGGUGGUGCAAGUGGAGUUUAUACCGAUGAUUCUGAUCUUUUACAAGUAUUGAUGCAUUUAGGUUUAUUUAACAAUAGUAUCGAUUUAUCCAUAUGGAAUGAGAAUUGGACUGCUAGAGAUUUAAUUAAACCUUUGAAUGUCAUGGAGGACAAAGAAUCAAUGGGUAUAGAUAAAGGAAUUUAUGGGGAUUUAUCUGUCGAGAUAUUGUUAUUACCUAAUUUACCCAAAUAUUAUGGAUUCUUUCAAAAUGGUAUAAAUUCGAGAUCUUGGUUAGAUCAAAAUCAUCACUCUGGUCUAAGUUAUGCUGUAUAUAAUGUCAAGUGGGAAACCAAAGGAAGUUAUUUAAGACAUGAGUCAAUAUUUAAAAGAAGCGAAUUAGAGUCUCAAUAUGAUCAAUUAUAA
Messenger RNA from Candida tropicalis MYA-3404, 489 nucleotides. RefSeq names its product LCCL domain-containing protein. The record is from RefSeq and is a predicted model, not a curated record. The coding region runs from base 1 to 489 and encodes 162 amino acids. NCBI's taxonomy places the organism in Eukaryota, Fungi, Ascomycota, Pichiomycetes, Serinales, Debaryomycetaceae. The transcript has a single exon.